AUGGCUUGUCGGCUUCCUCAUGGCUUUCUUUCCGAUGCUUGGCUUGAGAUACUUCGAAGAUCUUACAACAUAUCACAACUUUUACGGAAAAGUGUAGUCUGCCUUCCCUUACAGCUCUCUCGUCACAAAACGGAAGGCUGGGAGUACUCUGUUUCUGUAUUUGUUGGCCUCAAUUUCUUCCUCGUCAUAUUCAUCACAGUUGCCUACCUCGCCAUAUUCAUAAGCAGAGUGCGAGUUAAAAACCAAUCAGCCAACACAAGGAGGGAGACCGGUCUGGCCAAGAAAGUGUUCUUCAUCAUCUUCACUGACUGUCUCUGCUGGAUGCCAAUCAUCGUGUUUGGUAUGAGGUCGCCUUUGGAGAAGAAUUUCAAGCCACCGAGAGACUUAGCUGCUUGGAUUGCCGUGUUUGCUCUGCCCAUCAAUUCAGCGAUAAACCCGAUUCUGUACACGUUAGCAACACCAAAGGUAAAGAAUAACAUUUCUUCAUUACCUCUUAAAUCUAAAUUAUUUGAGGCAAGACCCGGCGGUCUGGCGCUUAACAUGGUGGGUUCUUUAACGCACUGACAGGGGUCUUCUUAAGCUAGACACUCUGACAGUGACUGUUUCCAUUCAGCUGUUUAAAUGAGUAGUUUUAACCUGCCUGAGAAAGUUAGCUUAUACUUCGUCCAAGUACUGGCCUGAAUCAUCCCGGUUACUUUACACUACCAAGAGUGUGAUGAUUAUAAAGACCUCGAGCAAGCAAUCGAUUGAGAUCAUUGACGCUUGUCACUCUGUAACAAUUGAUAAGGGAAAAUGGUCAGUUGAUGGACGUCGUUAUUGACAAUUUUCUCUCCUCUCCAGGCGCAAGAGUAUCUGGGAAGCAAAAUAGCAAUGCUGAGAAGCUUCAUACGGAGUACUUUUCACUGCAGUGAAUAUUAA
Pocillopora meandrina is the source of this 918-nucleotide messenger RNA. NCBI's taxonomy places the organism in Eukaryota, Metazoa, Cnidaria, Anthozoa, Scleractinia, Pocilloporidae. The record is from the annotation of a GenBank genome assembly.